This is a messenger RNA of Mugil cephalus (flathead mullet), 1720 nucleotides long. It is a transcript of the gene gpr143, whose product is annotated as G protein-coupled receptor 143. Gene Ontology annotation, biological process: regulation of calcium-mediated signaling; melanosome organization; G protein-coupled receptor signaling pathway. The coding region runs from base 245 to 1495 and encodes 416 amino acids. The transcript has 10 exons. NCBI's taxonomy places the organism in Eukaryota, Metazoa, Chordata, Actinopteri, Mugiliformes, Mugilidae. Gene Ontology annotation, molecular function: L-DOPA binding; L-tyrosine binding; dopamine binding. The record is from RefSeq and is a predicted model, not a curated record. Gene Ontology annotation, cellular component: plasma membrane; melanosome membrane.
UUGUGGAUUGGAGAGCUGUUCAGGCUGGUCCCCAGGGAAGUCGCUCCAUGUCGAAGAAGCAGAGAUACACAAGUCACGUCGCCUCGGGCGCAAGCUUCUGUCAAGGCAGUCUGCCCGUCCACAGUCGAACUGUUCACCUGACAUGAGGUAGUCCAAUUCUCUCUUUCUCCCUUUUCAUUCUCUCUCUUUAUCUGUCUCUUUCUCUCCCUCCCGGCCCCUCUCCGUCCUCCCGAGGACGUCCGCGAUGGCUUCCCCACGGCUGGAGACCUUCUGCUGCCCGAACCGAGACGCGGCCACGGCGUUUGUGGUGACCUUCCAGCCCGUCCUGUUCAGCGCCCUGAGCGUGGGGAGCGCGGGGCUGAGCGUCAUCUUCGCCAUCAUCCAGAUCCUGCCAAAACGCAAGGGAUACAGGAGGCUGGGGCAGUAUCCUCUGCCGAGGCCCGCGUCCUCCUCUCGGAUACUGUUCAUCGUCAGUAUCUGUGACAUACUGGGAUGUGCAGGUAUCAUCCUAAGAUCAUCUUUGUGGCUGGGCCUGCCCAACCUCAUAGAAGGCAUCUCGGUGGCCAACAACACCGACGUGUGGCCAGAGGUCUACUGCGUCGGCAGUGCUAUGUGGAUCCAGCUGUUCUUCAGCGCUUCUUUUUGGUGGUCCUUCUGCUACGCCGUGGACGUCUACCUCGUGGUGAAAACAUCUGCGGGAAUCAGCACCAUUAUCCUCUACCACAUGAUUACAUGGGGUCUAGCCGUGCUGCUGUGUGUGGAAGGAGUGGCCAUGCUAUACUACCCGUCCAUCUCCGAUUGUGAGCAGGGCCUCCAGCACGCCAUCCCCCACUACGUCACCACGUACGCCCCCAUGCUGCUCGUCCUCCUGGCCAACCCCGUCUUCUUCAACCGGACCAUAUCUGCAGUGACAUCUUUACUGAAAGGGCGACAGGGGAUCUACACGGAAAACGAGAGGCGGCUGGCCAACGACAUAAAGAUGCGCUUCUUUAAAAUGAUGCUGGUGUUCUUUAUAUGCUGGGUCCCCAACAUCAUCAACGAGAGCCUCCUCUUCUACCUGGAGAUGCAGACGGACAUCAACGACGGCAGCUUAAGGAACGUCAGGAACGCAGCUCUCAUCACGUGGUUCAUCAUGGGCAUCCUGAACCCCAUGCAGCCUUUCCUGAACACCCUGGCCUUUCACGGCUGGACGGGCUUCGACGUCGACCUCAGCCUGCAGCGGAGGAGGGAGCUGGCCUGGGACUCGGUUUCCACCUCGGUGCCCAACGCGGCCGGCCAUAACCCCAUCGUGGGCGCCACCCUGCUCUACCAGAGCCACGUCCAGGAGGGUCAGAAAAACGGGAUGGGAAACGGACAGAACCACUCGGACGCCAUCAGCGUCCUCUCAGAAGGUUCAGAGUCUAGUACAGUUGAAAUCCACAUUUCCAGCGAGCUACGAGACUAUGAGGAUGUAGACGCUGACGGAGAAUCCUUGGAGAACUCCGUGAGGCACUAGCCGGGCUCGUCUACGAAGCGCCUCCCUCCGCUUUGCCGCAGGACUUCGUCCUUUUAGUCACAUUUUUUUUUUAGAUCGUCUUGUCCUUUAGAUUGUCCUGUGGAGAUAUUAUAACCGGUCAUGAGUUUUCACUAGCUGGUGUGACGGAAGCGAUGAGUGUGAUUCCUAAUUCCAAGCUCUUUUUUUUUUUUAAUUCUCUGAGCAUUGUUACUCUAUGGUACAUUA